AUGUUCCGCUGCAAACUAAGCGAGAAAAAUCUCAAAGACCGGCUUGAGAGGCAGGAGAGACCGGCUAAUUGUACUACAGCCAAGCCUCCCAAGGUAAACCCGGGCAUUUGGCGUCGACUGAGAGAGCCAACUAAGAAGAGGGAUUUACAAUUUUUCAAAAUACAACAAGCCCUCACAAAAGGCAUCCUGCCAGUUGUCCGAAUCACGGACAAGCUUAUGCAGGCAAAAUCGCUUAAUGCUGAUGAAUGCCAAGACCUAAAGAAACAGGGGCUGGAGGCCAUGUCCCUCCUCACUCAUGCCUCUUAUGAAAUAAACAUGCAGCGCCGUCUUCUACUGAGACCAGAUAUUGGGAGAGAAUACUCAGCUCUCUGCUCCUCCCAAUUGCCAUUUACAGAUUUUCUCUUUGGAGAUGAUCUACAAAAGCAUUUGAAAGAUAUUGGCGAUCACAACAAAAUCGGGGCCAAGAUCACCCCUAAUUAUAAAGGGCAUCGCCCUUCUCCAGGAAGACCUGGCAAUAACAGCUAUAAUGGCUAUAAGCAGUCAAAAAACUGGAGAGGCAACAACUUCAAACCUUGGAAAUCCAAGAACAAUGCCAACCGGGACAAGACAACCCGGACAAGCCAAUAG
Molecule: messenger RNA, 627 nt
Organism: Porites lobata
Lineage: Eukaryota; Metazoa; Cnidaria; Anthozoa; Scleractinia; Poritidae
Source: the annotation of a GenBank genome assembly